This is a messenger RNA of Carassius carassius (crucian carp), 2794 nucleotides long. Its product is annotated as potassium channel subfamily K member 13-like. Gene Ontology annotation, molecular function: potassium ion leak channel activity. Gene Ontology annotation, biological process: stabilization of membrane potential; potassium ion transmembrane transport. The record is from RefSeq and is a predicted model, not a curated record. Gene Ontology annotation, cellular component: membrane. NCBI's taxonomy places the organism in Eukaryota, Metazoa, Chordata, Actinopteri, Cypriniformes, Cyprinidae. The coding region runs from base 201 to 1439 and encodes 412 amino acids. The transcript is spliced from 2 exons.
UUGAGGUCACACACACACAGCGCUCGAGACCAAACGCAGCAUGAUCCGCCACAAACGGGACAUUUCGAGCAGAAUACCUGAGGUUCUGAGAUUAAGUCCCCUGAAAUACCCGGACGCAGAGCUCUGAAGAGAAAAAUGCAUGAUCUAUGAUGAACUGGGAUGUGGUGGUUCACCUGCUCCUGUAAUAUUCCCAUAAAACAAUGGCUUGCCGGGCUGGAUGCUGCUGCACCGGCAUCGGAGCUCUGAAUGAAGAUAACGCCAGAUUCCUCAUGUUGGCUCUGCUGAUCAUCAUCUACUUGUUGUGUGGCGCAGCGGUGUUUUCGGCGCUCGAGCAUCCGAAGGAGAAGCUCGCCAAAGACAGAUGGGCUCAGAGGAUCGAGCAGUUCACCCACAAGUACAACCUGAGUCCGGACGAGCUGAAGAACUUCCUGAGGAACUAUGAGGAGGCCAGUGUGGCGGGGAUCCGCGUGGACGCCACCAGACCCAGGUGGGACUUCGCGGGAGCUUUUUAUUUCGUCGGAACUGUGGUUUCAACUAUCGGUUUUGGGAUGACGACACCCGUCACUAUUGCUGGGAAGAUAUUCCUAAUCUUUUAUGGGCUUAUUGGUUGCGCAGCCACCAUUUUAUUUUUUAACCUCUUCCUGGAACGUGUCAUCACAGUGAUCGCAUUCGUUUUGAAGUUCUGCCACGAGCGCAGAGAACGCAGCAAAGCCAUCCCGCCUCAAAACUGCCGGCGUCCCUCCACCGACAGCAGAGGGCGGCGCACGGACAGCUUGGCCGGAUGGAAACCCUCGGUGUACUGCGUCAUGCUCAUCUUAGGAGUCGCUGCCAUCGUGGUCUCCUGCUCCGCGUCCGCUAUGUAUUCUGCGGCCGAGGGUUGGGACUAUCUGGAUGCCCUCUAUUUCUGUUUCGUGGCUUUCAGCACCAUUGGUUUUGGGGAUAUGGUGAGCAACCAGCGGGAGAUGUACACAGCUCAAGCAGCCUACAGGGUGGGCAACUUCCUUUUCAUCCUCACAGGGGUGUGUUGCAUCUACUCGCUGUUCAACGUCAUCUCCAUCGUGAUCAAGCAAGUUCUCAACUGGCUUCUGCGGAGGCUGGUGACUCCCUGCCGCUGCCCGGGUCGAGGGAACCGCCAUCCACGGAGGAACGUGGUCGCUCCAGGCCACAUGAGAACCAGACGGGGCAACUCCAUCGAGACUGAUGCAGUCAAUGAUAGUGAGGCGGAUGGACGGCGGAUGUCUGGAGAGAUGAUCUCCAUGAAGGACUUUCUGGCCGCUAAUAAAGUUAAUCUGGCCAUCAUGCAGAAGCAGCUGUCAGAGAUGGCCAACGGACAUCCUCGUCCAUUAGGGAGCAGCUCACGUCACAACGAGUUCUCCGGAGGGGUCGGAGCGCUGGGAAUCAUGAACAACCGACUGGCAGAGACAAGUGUAGAUAGAUAAAUCCAGCAUUUAGACAUGUGAAAUAACCAGACGACCUCCACAGCAAAGCGUGACCACUUUUUUUCCAACAAAGACAAGCAAAUACCAUAACUCUCAUCUUUUGGGUCUCAUUCACUAAUAGUUGUGUAGAAACGCUCUUCUGUACAUGCACAGACAAGGUUAGCUUGGAAAGUGUAUGGUGGACUGACAACAGGUGUGUACCAGGAUUAUUAUAGUUAACAAAAAUAAAUAAAUAAAUAAAAAAUGUUACUUCAAAUAAAAUGACAGGAAAAGAAAACAUCUCAAAAACAAAAAUUCAUUAUUUUAUUGCAGUUGGUUUCCAAAUCAACAUUUCUCAUUUUCAGUUAGUUUUAUUUGAUGAAUUAACUUAAACUAAAGUUGGAAUAAAAUUAAUAAAAACUAUAGAGAGCUUUAAAAAAAACAAUAACUAAUAAAAAUGACAAAAGCACACAAAGUAAAAACGAAUUAAAAAACUAUACAUAUCCUUGUGCUGUUAAAUAUUAAUAUAUCUAAGACAUACAUUAAAGACAAGAUAUUUACAUAUUUAAGUAUAUGUUUACUAUACUGUUUAACUAUUAUUAUUUUAUAGAAUGAUUUCUGAAGGAUCGUGUGACACUGAAGACAGGAGUAAUGAUGCUGAACAUUCAGCUUUGCACCACAGGAAUAAUUGACAUUUGAAAAUAUAUUAAAAUAGACAACUGUUAAUUUAAACUGUAAUGUAUAUUUCACAGUAUUACUGUAUGUUUGAUACAGUCCCGAUGGUUUCUGAGGCCACAUAUAGGAGUCUUAAAUCCUAAAGUGCAAACGUUUUGAUUAAUCAUGAUUUCUGAUCAAGAUGGUUCGCACAGUUAGUGAACGAGAGAUGUCUUUAAUGUACUGCUGCUGAUUUUGUCACUUGAAGGCAUCUGAGCUGCUGUGUUUAUCAUCUUUCACACUGAUCUCUCUAACUGAGCCUUUGUUAACUUGUAGUGCAUUAAUCUGCAAACAAUCAGAUGCAAUUUAUUACUAGUCCUCAGUUUUCUUGCAGAUUCCAGCUCUGUCACAAUAUGGUAAUCUGUUCAUUAACUUUUGGGGAAGAGCAAGAUUUAUGCAUCAUUCAUUAGUUCACACUGCAGUAGUUAUACUGAGAAUCAUUAAUGGAACUUCAUGAACUUCAUAGACAGAAAUCUGCAUGAUUAAUGUUUCGAGUCAUUAAGGCAACGAAAUCAUGAACUCUGUGUCUUCCUCAUUCACACUACCGGAUAAAUCAUAUGAUAAUUGUAUUCGCUUCGCAGAAUUAUAGAUAAUGCAGGCUAUAUUUAAUGAACCCCAUUAAAGAACAGUUGUGACUAAAUAAAUAAAUAAACAAACCUUGU